Messenger RNA from Nylanderia fulva, 1628 nucleotides. RefSeq names its product ubiquitin domain-containing protein UBFD1. The record is from RefSeq and is a predicted model, not a curated record. Gene Ontology annotation, molecular function: RNA binding; cadherin binding. NCBI's taxonomy places the organism in Eukaryota, Metazoa, Arthropoda, Insecta, Hymenoptera, Formicidae.
UUUUUCAUGUGCUUUCUCGUAAACAUUUUUCACGCGCUAUCGAUAUUCCUCAGCCUCCCUUUCGCUCUUUUCUCUCAAUCGCAUAAAUAAAAGUAGCUGACGGAUGGACGUUCGCGCUGUCCCGUCAAAAUGCAUUAUUACACGCGCGUUGUGUGUCAGAUAAUUUUAUGACCUGCUCUUCUUCCUCUCUCUUUCUCUCUCUCUCUCUGUGUCUCUCUUUUUUUCUCUUUCUAUAUCAUUGUUUUUAUCGAAAGUUUCUUCGUUGCAUUUGAUUAAAUUCAUCAUUGGAUUCUUCGAUGCAGCAAUAUACUGUAAAGAAUGAUGACAGUGACAGUUGUUGCAACUCGUCCCCGUGUUCGGAGCUCGCGUCGAAUCCAAAGUCUACCGAAACUAUUGAAACAAAUGCAAAAGAACUUACAACGGAACAGGAAAACAAUAUCGGAACAUCACAUAAUACAACUGCAACUGCCUUGCAAGAACCGCCCAUGGAGAAUAUAAAUUUCACAGUAAUUUACAAUAAACAGAAGAUUAGUGUGAAUUUUGCUUUAGAUGGUACAGUUGCCGAAUUAAAGACACAUCUGCAGAAAAUUAUCUCAGUACCGCAAGCAAUGCAGAAAGUUAUGUUUAAAGGAUUAGCCAAAGAUGAUCAGACUCUUAGGAAUUUGGGAAUAACAAAAGGUGCCAAAGUCAUGAUAGUUGGAUCAAAGCUAGAUGAUGUAUUAGCUGUGUCAAUUCCAACAAAACAAGAUCUCAUAGAUGAAGCUGUCUCUGCAGUAAGUAAAGAACCCCUUUCACAGCAGAAAGUACAUAGGAAAGUCUUAGAUAAAGGUAUUCCAGAGGAUGUGAUGCCAGGGAUAUUAGAUAGCAAGGAACCUUUGCCUGAAUUUCCAUUAGCUGGAAUGUUAAACAAGUCUGGAGGGAAAGUUAGAUUAACAUUUAAAUUGGAACAAGAUCAACUUUGGAUCGGCACGAAAGAAAGAACAGACAAAAUACCUAUGAAUUCAAUAAAAGGUGUUCACAGUGAACCUAUUCACGACCAUCCCGAGUAUCAUAUUAUGGCAAUACAAUUAGGCACUACAGAAGCAUCAAGAUACUGGAUAUAUUGGGUCCCUGCACAGUACAUAUCUGCUAUUAAAGACGCUAUUCUUGGCAAGUGGUGUUAUUUCUGAUUCACUGAAAAUUUCCUUUUUUGUGAAUCACAAUCUUGCAAAUCGCAGAAAUUGAGCAAAAUUAAAUCAAGUGUAAACAUUGAUGCAAACACUGCUGUUCCAUUGACAUAAAAACUGUCAGCUAGUCACACACAUUUUUAACAGUAAGUAAUAAUUUAUUUUGAGUUGCAUUAAUAUCAUCAAGAAUACCCAAUAAACAUAGUCUAUCUUGCUAAGAAAAUAAUUUAGGUGACAACCUUGUUUUAUUGGGAGAAAAAAAUAUAAACACACUAUAUAUGCCAAUGUUUUAUAUUUUCAUAGUCAAGAUUUAAGUGUAAUCUGAAUUUUCUACACAGCUGAAUGUAAGUUAGACAGUCUUUUAUACGAGAACUGUGAUUAGUGGAACUUCCAUAAUUAAUGUGUUGUGAUAAUAUUAUAUGCGUCUUUGAAUAUAUAAUUAAAUUCUUUGUUUUUAUUUGA